Messenger RNA from Ictalurus punctatus (channel catfish), 5587 nucleotides. It is a transcript of the gene zc3h10, whose product is annotated as zinc finger CCCH-type containing 10. Gene Ontology annotation, molecular function: metal ion binding. The transcript is spliced from 3 exons. The coding region runs from base 3416 to 5086 and encodes 556 amino acids. The record is from RefSeq and is a predicted model, not a curated record. Lineage: Eukaryota; Metazoa; Chordata; Actinopteri; Siluriformes; Ictaluridae.
CUACAGUCCUACAUUAAUAAUAAAAACUCACUUUCACUGCACCUUGUGGUUUCUGUUACUGACAUAUUUUACUUUUGAUUAUAGUGUUUUAAUUAGACAUUACAGAUCUUACUCGCGCUCCCACUAUAUAUUAACACGUCUACACAGCAUGUGAGGAGCAACACGGCCUCGUUACUAACACAUCACUUCCGUUAUAAUAAACAACAGAAUUUACACUGCAAGCACGCAAAUACAGCAUAUUAUGACAAUAAACUUAAACUAAACCUUUUAAGCAGCUUGUAACAGUUUCCCCUGCCCCUUGCACACAGUGGAGCAUUUCAGAUAUAAAUAUAAGUUUGUCCUCGUGCAUCAGUUUGAUUUCUGCGGUGUUUAAAAUGCUCCCCUUAGAGGACUUGGAGGUUACACACUUUCUUCCUCAGUCACAUGACGAUUUUGCCUCCGUCUGUUGGUGACUGAGGUAAUGUUGGGAAUAAAAGGUAAUGCUGACAGAAAUUAAACUGAAGAAAGUCAUUGUCCGUGAAUCUGGGUGUUUGCUAAUGCUAGCGUGCGUAUGACGUCAUGCGCCGUUGUGGCUUAUACUUCCGGUUAGUAAAAAAAAAAAAAAACACUAAUGUUAUAUUUAAGAUGGAUAUUACCUUUCUAAAAUCCACACACUAGACGGUAGUGCAGAGUGCAUAGUGUAAGUGUAUAGUACUUCAUUUGGGACACAACUUUAGUAUUUACUCUCCGAAGUGUGUUUUCUGAACAGAAGUAACGUAAUGAGUAAAUCUCUCCCCCGUGCCGCCAUGGACCAACUAAUCUAUAAUGAGAUUCGUUGACAACGAUUUUCAUCAUCGAUUAUUAUCCAUUUUAUCGAUUAGUUGUUACAGCUCUAGUAUAAAGUGUGUGUGUGUGUGUGUGUGAGAGAGAGAGAGAGAGAGAGAGAGAGAGAGAGAGAGAAAAAAACUACAGCCCAGUAAGACCAAAGCCCACUGAACCAUCCUCAGUCUCCUUUCUCUCAAAAGCUCCACUGCAAAGCCAUUGGUUGUGGUACAAGAAAACCAAGGCUCUGAGAUUUUGGUUAGUAGUUGACCUCCUUUGGCUUGACACCAGCUUAUAGAUACCGUUGUAGGCCUGCCAUGGUAAGUACUUUUGUUGGACGAUAUUAUUGUCCCAGAAAUAAUUGCAAUAAACGAUAUAAUUUUAUGCCAUUUUAUGAAAAUAUCCUUUAAAUUUAGUCACUAUUUCAUGUCAUAGUUAUUCGUUUCCAUUUUAGUCAUGCAGUAAAAUGGACUAAAAUUAAUAUUAGUCAACAGCGUUUUAGUUGAUAAGAAAAUGCAAAAAAUUAACUAAAUUCUUACACAUUUUAUUUAUUAACAUGCAUCAACAUAAACAUGUGGAAACUGCCCUUGUGAAAAUCUGAGCUCCUGAAAUAACAUAACAAUGAGUACACUAUUGUAAUACAAUAUUGUGAAUUCUUUAUGCUUUAGUAAUUCAUUGUCUUUGUUUUAGAGCAUUGUUACAUGACUUACAAUUCUACCUAGCAUAUUACUUAAGUUCAAGUUCACUUGUGCAUUCACAUCAUUUUGUGCAGAAGCAAGUUGUAAUAUUAGGUUUAUGUUGUGUGUGUAUAUAUCUGAUUAAACUCGUGUAUAGGAUGUGCUUGGUUGAGUUAACUAAUAUAGUAUACUAGUAAAGUUUACUGGUGUUCAUUCACUGUUCAGCUUCAGCUCAAGCGGGUCAAUCCCUGACAUUAUUGACGAUGACAGGAUCAUUUCAAACACUAGACCUGUUCUUUCUAGAUUUUCUUAUUCAAAAAACUUUUAGUGCAUUGUUAUCAUCUUGUGUCAUUUUUUCAACAGUAUGUUUUAAUAAAAAUUGGUGCUAGUGCUUGCUACACUAAAUUCACAUCUUAAAUCUUAAAUUCACAUGCACACAGUUUUUGCAUUCGAAUGUGAAUUUUUAUCUUAAAUUCGACAAAAUAUUCAAGAUUGGAAUUUUAAUUUUUAAUCUGCCCUAGAGCAGAUGAAAGGACAGAAGCAGCCCGAUGGCUAAAAUGUUUGUGUGCCAAGAAUCUCCCUCUCGCUCUGAGAGCUGUCUGCAGAAGCCCACGCAGUGUGUUUUGGUUUUGAUUCAUGUCUCGUCUCCACUCAUGUGCUGUCAUUGGUUGUCUCCUCGUGUGACGUGUUUUCAGUUUAUCUUUGCGUAGUUUAUAUAUUUAAACCCUUGUGUUUCUGUGUUCAGUGCUAAGUAAUGUUCAGUCUUUUGCAACCUGACUUUGCAGAGCUUUUUGUUUCAUGCUAUAAUUCUACAAGUUAUUGAUGUAGUUUAGUUUUCUUGAUUGUGUAUUCUGGAUUAUCUGUGCUUUUUUCGCUGAUUAUCUGACCUGUGUCAGUGUUCUGUUUACUGAUUUUGAUUCAGUUUGGAUUUGUCUCCCUGCCUCUCAAAUGAAAUACUUAAAAUGCAUUUGCAUCGGUCUCUACUCGCCGAACAUGACGUGGUGACAUUCAUUCUUAUGUAAACAAACACGCAUGUAAACACAAUGGGCAUUAUUGAGGUCCACAAAAAUGAUCGCGGUCAUGUCUAUAUAACGAUAAGUCAAUAAAGUGAUUAUCGUGAAAGGCCUAUGCUGCUGUUUCUUUCAGCAUCAGCUGAGUUUGAGACAGCAUCUUUGUGUUGUUUGUCCAAGGUGUCAGUGCAGGUAUCAUGUAGGCCAUCCCAGAACACAUCCAAAUCCACCACUCCAGACGAAGCUCUGAGUGCUGCUUGCCCCAGGCUUGUCAAGUAAUAACUAAGUUCAUUGAAAUAUGGAAUGGCCUUGUGAGUUGACACAUUGUCAUCCAUAAAUGCAAUGUUACAAACACUGCAAAAAGGGUCAAACACCCAGAACUCCUUUUUAAAAAACAAACAAACAAACAAAAAAAACCUUAUGGCUUGUUGCCCAUCUUUCAUGUACUUGUAUGCCUGGCUGACUGUGUCAAAAUAAAUUUAAAAAGUAUGCAACUAAGCUGUGAUAUUGUUUGAUCUAUGAUGAUGAACUGGUGAAUUGUGUUUGUGUGUUGCUAAAGGAAGGCUAUGAUGGGUCAACAAGGAAUAACGUUAUUUAUAUUUUAUCUUUUAAAGGAAUUUGUAUUUGAUUUAGGCCUACCUCUCCCUUUUCACCUCUAUGAACUCCUUGUAGAGUCCAAAGUGCUGUGAGUGGUACUGUACUGCUGAAAACCAUGUGUUCCAGCGUGUCUCAACCAGAUUUGGAGCCAAGGUGGCCUUCUUUCCUGCUGGCAGCUUUUUUGUACCACAUUGGAUUUGCAGAUUGCAACAGAAGUCAGACUUGGGUACCUUUUUUAAAAAUCAUUAAAUCAUCAGGUCUUGAACAAUAGUCCUGCCAUUUCUGGCCCACACAUGAGCACGGGCUACCUUUUUGACUGCGCUGAGCGCCAUGCCUGACCGGGAUAGCGCGUACCUGGUAGGUGGUGGUGGAGGUGGCAGUGGAGGGGGUGCUGGCACAGGAGUAGGGGAGGAAGUGGGCCCUGGGUCUGGCUUGACUGGGGGUGCAGACGGCCGAGGGGGAGUUGGGGGAAGCUCAGCUGGUGGGAACAGUGGUUCUGGGGCCAUGGGAUGCAGUGGUGCCCUGGGAAAUGGCCACACCUGCAGUGGAGCAAGUGGCAGCUUUGGCUCUGGCUUGCUAUCAGAUGGCGUUUGCCGUGACUUCUUACGAAAUGUGUGUAAGCGUGGCAAGCGCUGUCGUUUCCGCCACCCAGACUUCAAUGAAGUUCCUGACCUUGGUGCACAGAAGAAUGAGUUUGUCUUCUGUCAUGACCACCAGAACAAAGAGUGUGUGCGUACCAACUGCCGCUUUGUGCAUGGCUCCAAGGAAGAUGAAGACUACUACAAAAAGACUGGUGAGCUGCCACUGUGGCUGCGGUGGAAAGUGGCAGCAGGUCUGGGCCUGUCACUUACUGACCUACCACAGAACCGUGGUGAGGCUCCCAUAUGCAGAGACUUCUUGAAAGGAGAAUGUCAGCGGGGCAACAAGUGCAAGUUUCGUCAUGUGCGGAAGGACCAUGAGCACGAAGCUUCACGGUUCAGUGCAGUGGGGAUGAUGGGUGUCUCAAGCGGGGUGGGUGGAAUAGUGAAUGCAAGUGGUGGAGGUGUAGCCUGUGGUGGGGUGUCAGGAUUGGUUGGACCUAAUGGAGGAAGUCUGAUGGGGAUAGGAAGCCCCAACAUCGGAGGGUGCAGAGAUCAGGGAUUGUGUGGGGGUGGAGGAGGAGGUUCCAUGGGAAGUUGUCUAUCCCUGGGGGCUGCUGGACAACGGCGCUAUGACAGGGGCCCAUGUUCAGUUUAUGAAUCACUGUUUGAGAAUGGUUUGUUUGAUCCUGGGCCACUGGAGAGCCCUGUUGACCACGCAGCUCUUCAGCUAAAGAGAAGACGAUUGGAAGGGCUGCGGUUGGCAGAUGGGACUGGGGGAGGCCACUAUGAUUUAGGGGUACAGGCUGCACUUUCCACCCGGCCUCUGGAGUAUCGCCUAUUGGAGGAGGAAAAUGCUUUGCUGAGGAAGCGAGUGGAAGAGCUCAAGAAACAGGUCUCCAACUUGAUUGCUACCAAUGAAGUCUUACUGGAGCAAAAUGCUCAAUUCCGCAGCCAGGCAAAGGUCAUGACCUUGUCCUCAACACCCACACCAUCAGAACAGAGUCUGGCCCCACCUGUUGGUUCAGUGAGUUCAUACAACCAUGGCAUCGCACAGACUCGUACAACUUUGAGCAGCGCUGGACUACAGCCACGUGCUGUAACCCAGCAGGAACUGGUGGCCCCUGCCGGUGCCCCUGCUGGUGCUCCCCCAGCCAAUGCUGCACCCCCUCCUGCUGCACCCCCUCCUCCUCCACCCCAUCUGAACCCUGAGAUCGCUCCACUCUCGGCUGCUCUCGCCCAGACCAUUGCACAAGGUAUGGCACCACCUGUUUCCAUGGCACCCGUGGCAGCCUCUGUGGCCCCUGUUGCUGUCUCCAUGGCACAGCCGCUGCCGGGCAUCACCAUGAGUCACGCCACCACGCCGAUGGUGUCAUACCCCAUUGCCAGUCAGAGUAUGAGGAUCACCACCAUGCCACAUUAACACAAACUCAGAUACAUGCAAUAAUUCUUUUUAACUGUAAACAUUUUUUUUUCUCGCACCCAAAUUUGUGGUGCAGUUUUACAACAUAAAUUUUGUAUACAGUAUAUACAUAAACAGUUUCUCUGUGGACAUUUCAGAAAUGGCUAACACAACACUGGCAACUUGUGGAAACUCCAAGUACAUACUUUUUUUAUUAUUAUUAAUUUAUCAGACACCUUGGUAAACUUGACCAGUUUCUUAUAUUCCAUACAGUUGUUUGACAGAGAGUCCACAAACUAGUUAGUGUUUGUGCUAAAGGCACAUAUUUUUAUAUUUUGAAUGGACAACAUGGUCCUUUUUUUCAUGAAAAAAUGUUGUGCAUUAGCUUCUUGGAAAGAAGUUGUGAAUCUGUUGACUCUAAGCUUUGGUUAGUUGUUUUGUUGAUUUUGCUCUGUCAUUCUUAAUCUUUUUACACAAAUGGAAUAAAAGAUCAACCUGUAUAAAAUUUGUGGUCAUUAUAUU